Copidosoma floridanum is the source of this 2010-nucleotide messenger RNA. It is a transcript of the gene Setd3, whose product is annotated as SET domain containing 3. Gene Ontology annotation, biological process: actin modification; peptidyl-lysine monomethylation; peptidyl-lysine trimethylation. The record is from RefSeq and is a predicted model, not a curated record. Gene Ontology annotation, molecular function: protein binding; protein-L-histidine N-tele-methyltransferase activity; protein-lysine N-methyltransferase activity. Lineage: Eukaryota; Metazoa; Arthropoda; Insecta; Hymenoptera; Encyrtidae.
UCAAGUGACUAUAUAUUAUAUACCGCGAGAGUCACGUGACCUUUUGGAAUCCAAUAGCAGAGAACUAAUCUCUGGCAUUUCUGCGUUUAGUGUUAAUACUAAGUACCCAACUACCCAAGUGCUCAAGUUCAAGUGUGAGAAAAAGUCAGUGUCGUAUAUUGCUUGAAGUUGAGAACCAGCUGCAGCCUAAUAUGGAUUUCGGAAAUGUUGUAUUUAUUAAUAGAACAAGUAAAAAAGUAGACUGUGCUUUUGUCCCUUUCAAUUCGAGUUACUCUGAAUAGACACAAAUUUUGUAUUAUUUUUGGUAAUCUACUGUAAAAUGGGAAAAAACAAAAGCGAGUUCCAUAGAAAAAAUAGAAAUGAUACAGUCAACCGUAAUACAUUGAAAAAGAGGAAAGAAAUUAACGCAGAGUGUGAAAAACUUUUGCGACUUAGUAGUCAUCCAUCUUAUUUAAACAAUCUGUGGGAAAAUUAUUUGGAAAUAUCAAGUUGCUUGGAAAAUAUAAGGAAACUUGAAAGCGUAAGAAUAGAUGCAGUUGAAAGGUUUGAUGCAACUAAUGAUUUUUUAAUUUGGCUAAAGGAAAAUGGAGCAAAAAUUGAUAAUAUCAGCAUACACAAAUUUCCAGACUACGAUUUGGGACUAAAAGCUGAAAAAGAUUUUGAAGAAAAUGAUUUGUUACUUGAAAUUCCAAAACAGUUGAUUUUCAGUGUCUACAGAGCUGCUCCAGAACUGAAAGACAUACAGAAUGAUGUGAUGAUUCAGCACAUGCCUCAAGUAGCUCUGGCUAUUUCUCUUUUGAUUGAAAAAAAAAGGGAAGAUUCAAAGUGGAAGCCAUACUUAAAUAUUUUGCCAAAAAAAUAUUGUACAGUGCUAUACAUGAAUGUAAAAGAUAUGAUGGAACUGAAAGGAAGUCCUAGCUUUGAACCUGCCUUGAAACAGUGUAGAAACAUAGCUAGACAAUAUUCGUACUUUCACAAGCUUUUUCACAAUAACGAGAGUUCUGUCUCAAAAUUAUUAGGUGAUGACUUUACUUACGAAGAUUACAGGUGGGCGGUAUCCACUGUUAUGACUAGACAAAAUAUAAUCCCAAGCGAAGAUGGGUCGCAAAUGAUUCACAGCCUCAUUCCAAUGUGGGACAUGUGCAAUCACCAAGAGGGAAGGAUAACAACAAACUUCAAUGAAGCAUCCAAUUCCUGCGAAUGCCAUGCUAUGAGAGACUUCAAGUCGGGGGAACAAAUCUUUAUUUAUUAUGGACCCAGGACCAACACAGAGUUCUUUGUUCACUCUGGAUUUGUGCACCCUGGGAAUCAAAAUGACGAUUUUGUUUUACGUCUGGGUGUUAGUAAAGCAGAUGCAUUGGGGAACGAGAGAGCUGAGCUUCUUACCAAAAUAAAUCUACUGCCAAUUAGCGACUAUUCUCUGAAGCCAGAUCAGGGGCUAAUUUCUGGACCUUUGCUGGGAUUCCUCAGGAUUUUCAAUAUGACCAAAGAAGAACUCCAUCACUGGCUCCAAUCUGAUGCUGUGCACGACAUCACUAAAGUUAACUGUGAAAUUGAAAAGUCCUUAGAUGAGAAAGCCAUCAAAUUUCUUAAAACCAGAAUAAUUAUUCUGCUUACUCAAUACCCUAAAACACAAGAGGACUGUGAUAAAUUGCUUCAUUCGACGCAAGAUCCUUGUAGGAAACUUGUGUAUCAAAUGAAAAUUUUGGAGAGAAAUAUAUUAAACAGGAUACUUUUAGGUUUUGAAAAGCCUACCAAAGUUUAACAUAAUCAUAUGUAUUAUGAAUAAAUUUCAAAAUCAAAUUUGGAGUGUAACAAAUUCACACUAAAAAUGUACAAUUUUGCUGCUUUGAAGUAAACAGUACCAGAAUUGGUGUAUAUUUUUUGCAAAGUAUUGAAAAUAGAACUUUGAUGUUUCUUUAGGGAGUGGAGCAUAUUACGCAAAAACUUGAACUGCAUUUGAUUGAUUUUUGUAAAUAUUGACUAUUGAUAUAUUAUGUGUGUGUAUGU